GUUUAGCCGCCUCAUCUUGGGCGGUUGCGUUGGCUUCUUGGGAUGAUAUCAUCCUAAGGCCAACGAAUCGAGAAACAAAAUGGCUCCUGUACUGGAGAAGAAGCUCCUGAGCGCGCCCGGGGCUGGUGACACCCUGGAAAAUAAUGAAGAAGAAGAAGGACAGAACCUAUGGUCCUCUAUUCUCAGCGAAGUUUCCACCAGGUCCAGUUCCAAGUUGCCAUCUGGGAAAAACAUACUGGUUUUCGGGGAAGAUGGCUCGGGCAAAACGACGAUCAUGGCGAAGCUGCAAGGGAUUGAACAUAUUAAAAAAGGGAGGGGGCUUGAGUAUUUGUACCUGAGUGUCCACGAUGAAGACAGAGACGAUCUAACACGCUGUAAUGUGUGGAUCUUGGAUGGGGACCUCUACCACAAAGGUCUGCUAAAGUUUGCUGUAUCAGCAGACUCGUUAAAGGACACACUGGCCGUGCUGGUGGCCGACAUGUCCCGGCCAUGGACUGUCAUGGAGUCCUUACGCAAGUGGGCCAGCGUCCUGCGCGACCACAUCGACAAGCUCAGGGUCCCACCAGAGGAGAUGAGAGAGAUGGAACAGAAACUCAUGAAGGACUUCCAAGAGUACAUGGAGCCAGAGGAGGCGGUCCAGGGCUCUCCCCAGAGACGGGGCCCCGCGUCUGGGCCCGAGGACGAGGGUGUGCUUCUGCCGCUGGGGGAGAACGUGUUGACGCACAACCUGGGGGUUCCGGUCCUGGUGCUCCUCACGAAGUGUGAUGCCAUCAGCGUCCUGGAGAAGGAGCAUGACUUCCAGGAGGAACACUUUGACUUCAUGCAGUCCCACAUCCGACGGUUCUGCCUGCAGUAUGGCGCCGCUCUGAUUUACACUUCAGUAAAAGAGGAGAAGAAUCUGGAUCUCCUGUAUAAAUACAUCGUGCACAAACUGUAUGACUUCCAGCUGACCACGCCAGCGCUCGUAGUCGAGAAGGACUCUGUCUUCAUUCCGUCGGGGUGGGACAACGAGAAGAAGAUCGCCAUCCUGCACGAGAACUUCACCACGGUAAAAGUGGAGGAUCCCUUCGAGGACUUCAUCACGAAGCCGCCGGUGCGGAAGCUGGUGCAUGACAAGGAGGUGAACGCAGAGGAUGAACAAGUGUUCCUCAUGAAGCAGCAGUCAUUGUUAGCGAAGCAGCCUGCUACACCAACAAGAGCAACUGAAUCCCCUGCGAGAACUGCGUCCGGUUCCCCGCGACCCGCGGGUCGUGCUGGACCCACCAAUGUCGCCAGUGUGUCGCCCAUGACUGCGGUCAAGAAACCAGAUCCCAAUAUGAAAGGGGCUGCGGCCAACGAGGGCGUCCUGGCUAAUUUCUUCAAUAGCCUGCUGAGCAAAAAGACCGGCUCCCCGGGGAGUGCCGGAGCUGGGGCCGGAGCGGGAGCAGCCGUACCCGGCUCAGCCAAAAAAGCAGGGCAGAAGCCAAUUUUGACUGACGUUCAGGCUGAGUUGGACAGAAUGACUCGCAAACCAGACUCCACGGCGACGGCGAACAACUCUCCACCGAAAGAGAACGAGGCAUGAGCACACUCACCUGCAGCACCGUCUGUCGGUUUAAAAAGAGAAAAAAAAUGCACGCAAGACGAAAAAAACAAAACAAACAAAAAAUAUCAACCAAAUUCCCCAUGUGUAUCAGUGUACGGUUUGCAGACCACACUUUCUGUCUGAUAGCAAGGGGAUAAGUGAGGAUGAAGUUAUAGGGGGAAAAUGAAGGCAUUUUUUUUUAAACGUGAGGCACGCCAGAUUACAUUAAAGCUGCACAUUUUCAGGCAGGUAGCCAAAUCUCUCGCGUCUCAGAAGUCAGGUUUAGCUUGGGAAACAUUUCUGCUCUUCCUCACUGUCAUCUGGAGCAGAGAUGAGCUGGGGAUUUAUUUUCCCUCAGCAGGUCUUAUGAAAGAGAGAAUUUAGAUAAAGAGCAAACAAAAAAAAAAGAGCUAAUGUUCAGAAACGCAACUGAACUACUUACAAAAGUAUGUAGUAUGACAAGUAGACUUUAUUAUUUAUAUAUAAAGCCAUCUUUAUUUUCUUUCUCAUUUUCUUUCUCACUAAACCAGUUUAAUGAAAAAUGUUUAGUUGCAUUAACGUUUAACUUAAUUUCCGUCACGACACUAAUUUGACGAUACUUGGCCUGGUAGCUUAUAAGGAUAUACUGUGCUUAAUGCAAAUAGCAGAUCACAGUACUUAAGGCACAUCUGUAAGGAAGCUGUAAAUACAACCAAACUAUUCUGUGUGAGCUUUGAGCCUUCUGUAUAAAGCGCAGUCUUUUUGGGAAGAAAUAACGAUUUUCAGAGAGAAGCUAAAGACCCAUUUCCGGUUCUGGAAGUACAGGUUGCAUUGAAGGCCUUUUUUGUUUGGCUCAACGUGUUAAAGUGUGUGUUAUGGGUCUUACCUACUACUAACUGCAAGUGCCUGGCACAGUAUACUGUCACAAUCUGGUUAGGAGUCCUUAAAGAAACACCUGUAGUUUUUUUAACGUCAAACUGUGGUUUUUGCAUACUCUAUUCCUAACGGGGAUUUCCGGAAGCCUACGGCCUAGACGCCAUGCAUGAAAACAGGUGGUACCCCACCUUCUCGAUUAACGCAGAAGAGCUUUGUUAAGGCCGUUGGUGGCUGGCUCGCUCCUGCGAGCGUUUGGUGGGAUCUGCUCGGGGAAGAUGUACUCAUCUGCUCAGUGUAAAUGGUGGCCAAAUUCUGAAGGGGGGGGGGGGGGGGUUGGUUAUGUAGUUCCAGGUUUUAAGUUCAUACUGCUUAUUUACAGUUCAAUUCCUGUUAUUGUAACUUUUUUGUUAUUUAUUGUUUUUUUUGUUUGUUUUUUUGUUGUUUUUUUUACUUUUUUACGUUUUCUACAAAAACGUUUGGCAUACAGUAUGAAUGCAGUAUGACGUCUCCCCUUUCUGUCACACCGUCACUGCAAAGGUCUGGCCUUGUGCGUGCAGGUGACAGACGAUGGAGAGACUUCUGCUUCAGUGAUCAGCACCUUUAUUUUGCUGUUGCUUUUCUGUUUUCUUUCCCCUGACAUUUUUCUGACUUCUUGUUGUUGGCCUUUACUGUGUCUAGGAGCAGAUGGAUUUUUUUCCCCGUGUCUCUUAAUGUCCUUGAUGGCCACUAUUGUAUCAGAAUUUCACACUAUGAGGUGUCAAAUUUUUAGGAAGUAUUCAGAACCUGCUGAGUUGAAUUUUGAUUUUGUACAGAUUUGUUUACCGGAAUUUUUUGUAUAGACUUGCAAAUCGGUUGUUGAGAGAUCAAUUUAACACUUUAUUUUAUUUUAUUUUUUAUUUUCCUUCCUUUCUCUCCAGACAUUCUAUGUGCCUGGUUGUCAAAACUGUUCAAACACUGAUGCAGCAGCUAAAUGCUUUUUUUUUUUAAAAAAAAGGAUUUCUUAAAGAACAACAUGAAAAAGGAAAAUGUGGAGAAUUAGGACCUGGAACCAAAGAAUCGGAGCGUUUUGAUCUCUGUCCAUUGACCCAUUUAACAGUCUGUUCAGGUGUUAAAUACUCCCUGAUGUACGGUGCCCAUCAUUCCAAAAAGCAACAGCAGUUACUGAAAAAGUAUAAUUAAGCUGCUUUUUUUUUUUUUUUUUUUAGGGAAACUGCAUACGCAGAACUUCUGCAUAAUCUAAACGUGCAUGUUUUUUUUUUGUUUUUUUUUUGGUCUGGUUCAAAUUUACAGAUAGUUAUACUUACCACUGAUAUAUAACCUAGAAUGUCAUUAAUUGGUUUUGAUAAACUCGCAGCUAUUUAUUGGCACAGGGAAGUUUUGGAAAGCUAGGCCUAUUUACAUGUAUACAUUUUGAUAUAAUAAAUUGACAUUUCGAUUGUAACUUAGUCACCAGGCAGAUUUCUGUGAAAGUAAUUAGAGAUUAAAUUAUGCUUCUGAGGCCAUUGGAAGUUUUAGGAAUCUUGAAAAAUACUGGAAAUUCUUAUUUCAAUUAUGAUCCCGUUUCAUUUGAAACUGGUUAAUGCUCCUGGCACUUUUUUUGGCCUGUGUCAGGUGAUUGUGAAUUUUACUCUCAUUGGAGGAGCCACAAAAUUCUGCACCUGGCUGCUAACUGUCAGGAAGCGGGUGAGAGUGACCCCGCACUCAGAAGGCGUGUCAGACUGCGCAGUGCACCCCGGAGGCUGCCCGCUCCCCACCGCAGCACAAUCCAAGCCCCGCCUUGGUGCAAAAAAGGUUCAGAUAUUGCCGCCAGCGUGGUUUCGUCAUCUAGGUAACCUGUUAGAAUCGGGUCAGGCUGCAAAAGUUAAAACUGCUGCUUAAAUUAGUGUGCACUUAAUCUUUUUUUUUUUUUUUAAAUUUGUACAAAACUGGUAUAAGGAACAGUUAAAGUGUUUACCAUGUUGACUGGCUGCUCUGUGCAUCAUAAGCCUGAAGAUAUGCAUUUAGUCUUAGGAGGCAAACACUUCAAAGUUCUGAUCUUUUAUGAAGGAUCUUAAGGUCUUUUUGUCCACAGUUAGGACUGCAUAUCUGUCCUAGACAUGCGUAUAAACUCCUCUGAUGAGGCUUCAUUCUUAUGCAGCCAUGUGGAGUUCUGCUCUUAGCGCUGGCAAAGGUAGGGAAAUAUCUCUCAGUCCUGGCUUCAAUAAAGAAGAAUCCAGACCCCA
Paramormyrops kingsleyae is the source of this 4641-nucleotide messenger RNA. It is a transcript of the gene dync1li2, whose product is annotated as dynein, cytoplasmic 1, light intermediate chain 2. Gene Ontology annotation, cellular component: cytoplasmic dynein complex; centrosome. Gene Ontology annotation, molecular function: dynein heavy chain binding. Gene Ontology annotation, biological process: microtubule cytoskeleton organization; microtubule-based movement. The record is from RefSeq and is a predicted model, not a curated record. NCBI's taxonomy places the organism in Eukaryota, Metazoa, Chordata, Actinopteri, Osteoglossiformes, Mormyridae.